Molecule: messenger RNA, 279 nt
Organism: Colletotrichum phormii
Lineage: Eukaryota; Fungi; Ascomycota; Sordariomycetes; Glomerellales; Glomerellaceae
Exons: 2
Coding region: 1-279 (92 amino acids)
Source: RefSeq, a predicted model, not a curated record
AUGGAGGAUCGCAGCGGGCAAGUGCUGGCCGUGGCGGUCCUCUUCUUCAUAUUAUGUUGGAUCGCCGUCGGCCUGCGCAUAUACUGCCGGGGUUGGGUUACACGCUCUCUCGGCACAGAUGACAAGAUGAUGAUUGCUCUCAUGCUCAUCUUCACCAUCUACCUCAUCACGCAAAUUCAAGGAGUUCGAUACGGAACCGGCCGACAUAGAACUGAUCUCACCCCGGAACAUAAUCGAGAGGCCCUCAUGGUAUGGCCCAUUUGGAAGCCCUCGAGUUGA